AUGGUAUUGGGAGCGAGUGCCGCAGUCGCCGAGACUGUGGAAUCCCCUUGCGACGAUGUAGGGCGUCAUGUAGGGCGCAACGACUACGAGAAGAUGCUAUCUGGUCAGCCGCACGACUGUUUAGCCCCAGCACUGAUCGACUUGAGAAGACGUGCGUGUCGGAGAAUACUCAAGUAUAACAACACCCUCUCUCCAGAAUCUUCGCCUGUGGCAGAGCCUUCUUUUCGAGAUACUCUGCUUCGAGAGAUUUUUGGGAAGACUGGUGAGUCCCCAUGGGUUGAACCUCCUUUGACAGUUGGCUACGGCUGCAACAUUGAGGUCGGAGAUGGCUUUCUCGCUCAAUCGAAUCUCGUGAUUCUCGACAGUGCAAUGGUCAAAAUCGGCCACCGCGUUUCCUUCGGCCCAUCUGUUACGAUCAUGACGGCGACGGAAGGCAAGGGGUCCGGCGAUGCAUGGCGGAGGCAGUGUGCUCAGCCAGUCUUCAUCGGAGACGACUGUUGCAUCGGCGCAAACUCCCCCGACCUGACCAUGUUGGCGCUUCCAGCUGCCAUUCGAUGCUACGCCAAGCUAGAAGGGCCGUGA
Colletotrichum siamense is the source of this 582-nucleotide messenger RNA. RefSeq names its product Sophorolipid acetyltransferase (gene at-1). The record is from RefSeq and is a predicted model, not a curated record. Bases 1 to 582 code for a protein of 193 amino acids. Gene Ontology annotation, molecular function: acetyltransferase activity. The transcript is spliced from 5 exons. NCBI's taxonomy places the organism in Eukaryota, Fungi, Ascomycota, Sordariomycetes, Glomerellales, Glomerellaceae.